GCGAGUCAAAUUCACUUUGCCGCACCACCCACAGGAGGAGCGCGCGCCCAAUUGAAUCAACGCUCGCCACUGCUUUUGGAAGCGACGUUCACUUGAGUCCCCGUGGGCACACCGCUCAUUUCUCUCUGUCUUACUCUAUAUACCCACCUCUGAAAGGUACAGACCCCUAAAGAGGAGACGAACACGAAGGGAGGGGAAGGGAGAAACAGGAAAGACUGCAGUUGGUGCAUGACAUGAAGACGCGACUGUUGGGGACCCGGCUGAGCAUGGCACAUUAUGCCAGGAUCUGAACUGAAACGGGGACCGGGUUUGGGCUCUCAGAAGAGGGCGUUGAUUGUGUAAGAAAUGCACGAGUUUGCGGGAGUAAAAUGUGCUUGAUGUCGUGUGACGCUUUUGGAUGCGCAAUUCUGGAUGGGAUGAAAUCGCGUAAUCGGGGGCCAAAUCUAGGCGCUUAACGUGAGACCACCGAUCUGAGCUACCGUUAAACCACAUCUUCUGCCCCUCGCAGCCGCGUUGAAGGGGCAUCCGCAGAAAGUUUCACGAUGGCUCUCGUCAUGGAACCUGUUAGUAAAUGGAGCCCCAGUCAAGUUGUGGACUGGAUGAAAGGUCUGGACGACUGUUUGCAGCAGUACAUAAAGAACUUUGAGCGGGAGAAGGUUGGAGGAGACCAGCUGUUGAGGAUCACCCAUCAGGAACUGGAGGAUCUGGGAGUUUCUCGCAUCGGCCAUCAGGAGCUCAUCCUGGAGGCUGUGGAUCUGCUGUGUGCUCUGAACUACGGGCUGGAGACCGAAAACCUGAAGACUCUUUCGCACAAGCUCAAUGCCUCUGCCAAAAACCUGCAGAACUUCAUCACAGGCCGCAGACGCAGCGGCCAUUAUGAUGGCCGCACCACUCGGAAACUGCCCAAUGACUUCCUCACGUCUGUGGUGGAUCUGAUCGCCGCUGCUAAGAGCCUUCUAGCCUGGCUGGAUAGGUCACCAUUUGCUGCUGUAACAGAUUAUUCCGUGACCCGGAACAACGUGAUCCAGCUGUGCCUGGAACUCACUACCAUUGUUCAGCAGGACUGCACCGUCUAUGAAACCGAAAAUAAGAUCCUCCAUGUGUGUAAAACUCUGUCUGGAGUUUGUGACCACAUCAUCUCACUGUCUUCAGACCCUCUGGUCUCUCAGUCGGCUCAUCUGGAGGUGGUCCAGCUGGCUAAUAUCAAACCUACAGAGGGUCUGGGAAUGUACAUCAAAUCCACAUAUGAUGGCCUUCAUGUUAUCACAGGAACCACAGAGGGGUCUCCAGCAGACCGCUGUAAAAAGAUCCACGCAGGUGAUGAGGUUAUUCAGGUCAAUCAUCAGACUGUGGUGGGCUGGCAGUUGAAAAACUUGGUAAGCUCUCUGCGUGGGGACCCUGCCGGUGUGACAUUGACCCUGAAAAAGCGUCCCCAGAGCACCCUCACCUCCGCCCCAGCCCUACUAAAGAACAUGAGAUGGAAGCCCUUGGCCCUGCAGCAGCCAGUCGUUCCUAGGAGUCCCACCAGCAGCUCUGCCACUCCCACAAGCACCAUCAGCACACCCUCGAAGCGUGAUAGCUCCGCCCUGCAGGACCUGUAUAUUCCGCCUCCUCCAUCUGAGCCAUACACACCCAGCGGAAUUCAUACUAAUGUUAGGAGAGAUGAAAAAGGCGGUAUCCAAAGUGAGAGUGGGGUACCUGUCGCAAAAGGAUCAGAAUCACCAAACUCAUUCCUGGAUCAAGAAUACAGGCGGCGAUUUCCUCUAGUGGAAGAGGAGGCUGUCCUGUACUGCUACGAGUACGACCCCAGCCAUGGACCCACAACAUCCCGUCGGGACAGCACCCCCACUUAUGGUCGUCUGAGGCCCAUCUCAAUGCCUGUGGAGUAUAACUGGGUUCCUGACUAUGAAGACCCAGCUAGAGUGAAGAGAGACGGUCGGAGAGAAAACUCUUUGUUGCGGUAUGUAAGUGAUGAAAAGGCUGCUGAUCUGGCAGGACGGAGCAUGAAGAGAGACACUGGAAAGCGUGGAAAGAAGAAGAGCGAGAAAAGCGGGAGCCCCACACACUACUCCCUCCUUCCCACCCUGCAAAUGGAGGUGCUACGUCAGGAGUCCAUGAACACGCCAAACCCAGACUCCACCUCUCUCUACCAUACAUUCCAGGGAUCCUCUCUGCUAUCAAAGACCAAGAAAAAGAGUAAAGCAGCUCCACUGUCCUCCAUCAGUAAGAGAAGAAUCUCCUGUAAAGACCUGGGUCGUGGAGACUGUGAGGGCUGGCUAUGGAAGAAAAAGGACGCAAAGAGCUAUUUCUCGCAGAAAUGGAAGAAGUACUGGUUCGUUCUGAAGGAUGCCUGCUUGUAUUGGUACAUGAACGAAGAGGAUGAGAAGGCUGAGGGUUUUGUUAGCCUUCCAGAAUUCAAGAUCGACAGAGCCAGUGAAUGCCGGAAAAAAUAUGCGUUUAAAGCAUGCCAUCCCAAAAUCAAGAGCUUCUACUUCGCAGCGGACGGUGUGGACGAUAUGAACAGAUGGUUGAGUCGCCUCAACAUGGCGGCCGCCGGCUAUGCAGAAAGAGAGCGAAUCCGUCAGGAACAUGCAGACUACUGGAGUGAAAGUGAUCAUGAAGACAAUGAGACGCCCUCGACGCCCAAGCAAGACAGCCCACCACCCCCUUAUGACACAUACCCACGGCCACCCUCAAACCAGGUGAGCUGUGCCAGUCCUUAUCUAGAACCAAAGCACGGCCGGCUGUCAUCUACAGAAACGUCCCAGUCUCGCUCGUCUCAUGAGGAGUACCGCUCCGAACCUCAAGGAGGGAGCAGCAGUGGAGGAGGCUCUCCAGCUCGGAAGUCCGCCAGCCAGAGGCGUUCAUGGCAGGACCUGAUUGAAACCCCUCUAACCAGCUCAGGCCUCCACUACCUGCAGACUCUGCCCCUCGAGGAUGCUGUGUUCUGCGAGCCGGGAGCAGGUCUUUCUCCUGAAUAUCGGCGCCAGUCCACUCUGCCUGCCCAGCGCACACUCAUGCAGGAUCAUUACGGCCCUUUCCCCAUGCUCCAAGGGGAGAGACUCAGAGACCCUGUUAAUGCGGUAGGGAAACCCCGCAGCUUCACCUUGCCCCGGGACAGUGGCCUACAUGCCCUUCUCACACCCUCUGCCAGCAUGGCAGACCAGCGGGACCCAAACCGCAGGGAGCUCAGCCGCUCUCAACGCAUCAAUAAUGGCGGGGAGCAGGACUACCAGGGGCAGACAGAUUCGUUGGGGGACUUGUACAGAGCGCUGGAGCGUGCCCGUCUGACACCUAUUGGUGAGCACCGCCUUUCCACUCGUCUGGAGUACAAACAUCUUUUCAUCCGGCGUUGCAACGAUCCACAGCUAAAUGACAAACUGCAUCACCUUCGCAUCCUGCAGAGCACGCUAAAGGACAGGGAGGGCGAAGUAGCACUGAUUGACAAGCUGCUGGCCAAUCCUAAGCUCACGUCCUCAGAGUUCCAGGAAUGGAAGAAAGUUUACAUGGAGGCGUUUUCAGAAGAGCCACAGCGGGACCGUCAGCCCAGCCCUGCCUCUGAGCCCAGCCCUGCCGCUACGCCUGAGCCUGCCCCCCGCACGCCCUCCCUCUCGCACACACACUCCUACAUCGAGACUCACGUCUGACGUACACAAACUCUUACUUCAGAGUUCAGACCCAAAAAUACCACCACAAUACCAACUUUUAAACAAUGGACAUACUGUAGGCUUCAACAGACCUUACGGUGGAAUUUCAAGCUAAAGUAAGAAGAAGCAAAUUGGUGUUUAUGGACCUUAAAUAUGUUACACGCCAUAUUUAAUUGAAUAUUUUAAUUAUGAGGCUGUGAGGGAUAUAUUUACAAGAUGAUAAUGCAAUGAUGCAUGUCUUAGUAAUUGAAAAAUCAAUUAAUUUGUUGCAUUAUUCAUUAAUUACUAUGAAAUUACCCAGAGGCCAUCUCAGACUGCAUGUCAAAUCAAGACUGUCAUUUUUGACUUUCUUUGUCAUUCUUCAUAUUUAAGUGUAUCGCUUUAUGCAAUGCAAGUUAAAAUUUUUUCAGAAGCUCUUCCUUAAUAAUGAAAUAUAAUGUUUAUGUCAGAAUAUUGGGAGGAUAUGUUUGGCGUUUUAGUAGUUUUUUUUUUGUUGCUGUAUUUUGCAGGUAUCACUUUUGCACAGCUUAACACUUUUUUAAUGAGAUUGAAAAUUUGCAUAGCACUAAUUAAAAAUUAAAUUGUAAUAAUUCUAGGUGCCUAGAAAAGGGCAAUUAAAGAAAACAGGUUUGAAAGUGGCGUUAUUGUUUUCGUGGAAAACUGAAAACAAAACUUGUGAAAGCAGUGAUAUUAUAUUCAUAGAUUAUCAUUCAGUCUAUAUAUUUCAAUACUGGACAACUAGAACAGUGACAGACUACGGGAAUGCAGCCAUGUAGUUUCCCUCAUAACGUGACGUCACCAUCUACUGACCUGGCACUCAAUACGCAGUUUAAUAAUAAUAUUUAAUAAUUUAGUGUUGUGCUCUUGACUCAUGAAUGACUAUAACUAAAAUUUGCUCUGGAUACGGGCCGGAACAACAAUUACGUGAACCUCAAUAUAAGGAGAAAGCCCAUUCAAAUUAAUGGGGUUUUGGGAAAUGUUUUUGGCUUCAGUCGUUCUAAUUAAUGCAGCCUAAGGGGUCGAUCACACCUGACACGCUUUCCCGUUCUGAAAACGCGAGGCACACCGCUAUGCCUUUUUUGUUAACAA
Messenger RNA from Danio rerio (zebrafish), 4736 nucleotides. The record is from RefSeq and is a predicted model, not a curated record. Lineage: Eukaryota; Metazoa; Chordata; Actinopteri; Cypriniformes; Danionidae.